CUCCUCUUUCUGACACUGCUUCUUCUGCCGUAGUCCUCCCCUUGCAUUAUACCUAUGGCGCUCAACCUUCUUCUUCUUCUUCCUCUUCUUCGUCCCUUCGUUUGAUUUCUCUCCAGCGGCCAUGGAAUUCGAGAUUACCCAUCACCGUCUUUUUGACUGAGAACUGAGAACAUCGUGUUUUUUCAGAUGGGGGUGGAGAUGAAACGCUUCGUUCUCAUUUUCAUUGUCUCCUUCCAGCUCUGCAUUUCGAGCUCCAAUGGCGUUGCAGACCCAAAUGAUGUUAGUAUAGAGAGAGAAAGCUUGCUUGCUUUCAAAGCUGCGCUUGAGAACUCCGAAAUUCUCCCAUGGAACUCAUUGGUUCCUCAUUGCUCUUGGGCUGGCGUUUCUUGCCGACUCGGUCGAGUUACAGAGCUCUCUCUUUCGUCUCGUUCGCUCAAAGGCCAACUCUCUCCUUCUCUCUUCAACAUUUUGAGCCUCAUGGUUCUUGACCUUUCCUCCAACUCCCUCCACGGCUCAAUCCCACCUCAGAUAUCCAAUCUCCGGAGCUUGAAGGUGCUCGCUCUCGGCGGAAACCAGUUUUCUGGCGACUUCCCUGUCGAACUCACUGAGUUGACCCAGUUGGAGAAUCUCAAGCUGGGGACUAAUUUAUUCACAGGUGAAAUCCCGCCGGAGCUUGGUAAUUUGAAGCUGCUACAGACGCUCGACCUCUCCGGCAAUGCCUUCGUCGGGAAUGUUCCGGCCCACAUCGGAAACUUGACGAGGAUUUUAUCCUUGGACCUCGGCAACAAUCUCUUAUCAGGUUCACUCCCAUUGACCAUCUUUACUGAGCUUAAAUCUCUAACUUCUUUGGACAUUUCGAACAACUCGUUUUCUGGUUCAAUCCCACCUGAAAUUGGUAACCUACAGCAUUUAACCGACCUUUAUAUCGGCAUUAACCACUUUUCUGGUGAGUUGCCUCCUGAAGUUGGGAAACUUGCAUUGCUCGAGAACUUUUUCUCGCCUUCUUGUUCUCUCACGGGUCCAUUGCCUGAAGAACUAUCCAAGUUGAAAUCAUUGAGCAAACUUGACCUUUCAUACAACCCACUUGGCUGCUCUAUCCCAAAAUCAAUCGGCGAGUUGCAGAACCUGACUAUACUGAAUCUGGUUUACACAGAACUUAAUGGUUCCAUUCCUGCGCAACUUGGAAGGUGCAGAAAUUUGAAAACAUUGAUGGUUUCGUUCAACUUUCUAUCUGGGGUGUUGCCACAAGAGCUUUCAGAACUUCCCAUGUUGACAUUUUCUGCCGAGAAGAAUCAGCUUUCUGGGCCACUACCCUCCUGGCUCGGCAAAUGGAAUCAUGUCGAUUCUAUUUUGCUCUCAAGCAAUCGGUUCACUGGGAAAAUCCCACCUGAGAUUGGAAACUGUUCAAUGCUUAAGCACCUUAGUUUGAGUAAUAACUUGUUGGCAGGUCCGAUACCUAAAGAAAUCUGUAAUGCUGCAUCCUUGAUGGAGAUUGAUCUUGACAGUAACUUCCUUUCAGGUACGAUUGACGACACAUUUGUGCAGUGUAGAAACCUUACAGAGUUGGUUUUGGUAGACAAUCAGAUUGUUGGUACAAUACCAGAGUACUUCUCAGACCUUCCCCUACUGGUAAUCGACCUCGACUCUAAUAAUUUUACUGGUUCUUUACCGAGAAGUAUAUGGAACUCAGUAGAUUUGAUGGAAUUCUCUGCUGCAAAUAACCGGUUGGAGGGUCAUCUCCCUUCAGAAAUCGGUUAUGCAGCUUCACUUGAGAGGCUUGUUCUCAGCAACAAUAGGUUGACAGGUACAAUACCAGAUGAGAUUGGAAAUCUCACAGACCUUUCUGUUCUAAAUUUGAAUUCAAAUCUGCUUGAAGGUACUAUUCCAUCCUUGCUUGGAGAUUGCAGUAAACUUACCACAUUGGACCUUGGGAACAAUAGUUUGGACGGGUCCAUCCCGGAAAGACUUGCAGACCUUACUGAAUUACAGUGCCUAGUUCUUUCACACAACAAGUUAUCUGGAGCAAUACCUUUCAAGCCGUCUGCGUAUUUUCGACAGAUGACUAUUCCUGAUUUGAGCUUUGUCCAGCAUCAUGGUGUUUUUGAUCUGUCUCACAAUAGAUUGUCUGGUACCAUACCAGAUGAACUGGGGAAAUGUGUGGUAGUGGUUGAUCUUUUACUAAGCAAUAAUCUGCUUUCUGGAGAAAUUCCCAGAUCUCUCUCUCACUUAACAAACCUGACAACCUUGGAUCUGUCUGGUAAUAUGCUUACUGGUCCUAUUCCCACAGAGAUCGGGGAUGCUCUCAAGCUCCAAGGCCUAUAUCUUGGGAAUAAUCAGCUCACUAGAACGAUCCCCGAAAGCCUGAGUCAUUUGAAUAGCUUGGUAAAGUUGAACCUAACUGGUAACAAGUUAUCUGGUUCGGUUCCAAAAAGUCUUGGUGAUCUGAAAGCAUUAACUCAUUUGGAUUUAAGUUCCAAUGAGCUGGAUGGUGAUCUUCCUUCUUCUCUGUCCAGCAUGUUGAAUCUUGUGGGGCUUUAUGUACAAGAGAACAGGCUUUCUGGUCUGGUUGUUGAACUUUUCCCAAGUUCCAUGACAUGGAAGAUUGAAACUUUGAAUUUGAGUAGUAACUAUUUCGAGGGUGUACUUCCACGAACAUUGGGCAAUCUUUCAUACUUGACAACUUUGGAUCUUCAUGGGAAUAAGUUUACAGGGCCGAUCCCUUCUGAACUUGGGGAUCUUAUGCAACUCGAGUACUUUGAUGUUUCGAAAAACAGGCUCUCAGGAGAGAUUCCAGAGAAGAUAUGCAGCGUGGCCAAUAUGUUUUACCUGAAUUUGGCUGAAAACAGUCUAGAAGGCCCGAUUCCAAGAAGUGGCAUUUGCCAGAAUCUGUCCAAGACUUCACUUGCAGGUAACAAGGACCUUUGUGGGAGAAUCAUGGGUUUCAAUUGCCAGAUCAAAAGCUUGGAGAGAUCUGCAGUCUUGAAUGCUUGGAGCCUUGCUGGAAUUAUCGUCGUAAGUGUUCUUAUUGUUCUUACCGUGGCAUUCGCUAUGCGGAGACAGAUUAUUAGAAACCACAGAGAUAAUGAUCCAGAGGAAAUGGAGGAAAGCAAACUAAACAGUUUUAUAGAUCCAAAUCUCUAUUUCUUAAGCAGCAGCAGAUCGAAAGAGCCUUUAAGCAUCAACGUGGCCAUGUUCGAGCAGCCCCUUUUGAAAUUAACCUUGGUUGAUAUCCUCGUAGCAACCAAUAACUUCUGUAAAACGAACAUUAUUGGAGAUGGAGGAUUUGGGACCGUGUACAAGGCCACUUUGCCUGAUGGAAAAAUUGUUGCUGUGAAGAAGCUUAGCGAAGCAAAAACGCAGGGGCACAGAGAAUUUAUUGCUGAAAUGGAAACUCUAGGUAAAGUAAAACAUCAUAAUCUUGUUUCACUGCUUGGCUACUGCUCUCUUGGGGAGGAGAAGCUCCUUGUCUACGAGUAUAUGGUGAAUGGCAGCUUGGAUCUUUGGCUGAGAAACCGAAUCGGAACUCUUGAAGUCCUUAACUGGGAGACUCGCUUCAAAGUCGCUUCCGGUGCAGCCCGUGGAUUGGCAUUUCUUCACCAUGGAUUCAUCCCCCACAUCAUUCACAGAGAUAUCAAAGCAAGCAAUAUACUCCUCAACGAAGACUUCGAGCCAAAAGUUGCUGACUUCGGGUUGGCGAGACUGAUCAGUGCUUGUGAGACUCAUGUCACAACUGAGAUUGCUGGAACCUUUGGCUACAUCCCACCGGAGUACGGGCAGAGCGGGAGGUCUACCGCGAAAGGAGACGUUUAUAGCUUUGGUGUGAUUCUACUGGAACUGGUAACUGGGAAGGAACCAACAGGACCUGACUUCAAAGAGAUUGAGGGUGGAAAUCUGGUUGGUUGGGUGUUUCAGAAGAUCAAGAAGGGUCAGGCUGCGGACGUCCUCGACACGACAGUUCUGAAUGCUGAUUCGAAGCAUAUGAUGCUUCAAACUCUUCAGAUUGCUUGUAUUUGCCUGUCAGAAAAUCCUGCUAACAGACCUUCCAUGCUUCAGGUACUGAAGUUCCUCAAAGGGAUAAAGGAUGAGUAGAAUUUAGAGUUUGUUAGUGUUGGGACUUAGUAGGGGGGAAACAAAAGAUUGAAUAACACUGUAAAAAGAAGUAUUUAGUGAGGAAGAGGAUAUGGUGAAAAGGUUCAGAGUUGUAAUAGUUUUUAUCUGCUAAUCUAAUCUAAUCAAUCACAUGUUUGUGUUUCUCAUCA
Momordica charantia (bitter melon) is the source of this 4259-nucleotide messenger RNA. RefSeq names its product Leucine-rich repeat transmembrane protein kinase (gene EMS1). Gene Ontology annotation, molecular function: protein kinase activity; protein binding; ATP binding. Gene Ontology annotation, biological process: protein phosphorylation. Lineage: Eukaryota; Viridiplantae; Streptophyta; Magnoliopsida; Cucurbitales; Cucurbitaceae. The record is from RefSeq and is a predicted model, not a curated record.